AUGACGGCCCAGAAUAUAAAUAUUGAGAGCCUUGACAAGAAGAUGCAGGCGGUGCUCGAUGCCUUCGAAGCCCACCCUUUGCUGCAGCCCCCGACGCCGCACCCAACAGUCUUCUUCCUUGCGGACUUCAUUCGCAACUCGCACAAAACAUUGAAGGAAGUCGACGCUGAGAAAUAUGCCUCAGGUGACAAAGAAUCCGCCAGCAACGUUCAAGAAGUCGUGGGCCGUAACCAAUUCGCGGGCGUGCUCGUCAACGACUCGUCAGGCAAGCUGGCCCUGCUGACGGGCAGCGACCCCGGCAGCCCCGUGAACUUUGGCUCUGACAUUAAAGCCAAAGUGCGUGCGAUGUUGGAGUGA
This is a messenger RNA of Penicillium macrosclerotiorum, 357 nucleotides long. RefSeq lists its product as uncharacterized. The transcript is spliced from 2 exons. The record is from RefSeq and is a predicted model, not a curated record. NCBI's taxonomy places the organism in Eukaryota, Fungi, Ascomycota, Eurotiomycetes, Eurotiales, Aspergillaceae. The coding region runs from base 1 to 357 and encodes 118 amino acids.